Peniophora sp. CBMAI 1063 is the source of this 552-nucleotide messenger RNA. The record is from the annotation of a GenBank genome assembly. NCBI's taxonomy places the organism in Eukaryota, Fungi, Basidiomycota, Agaricomycetes, Russulales, Peniophoraceae.
AUGGCUUCCUUCUCUGGUCUCCGCAUCUUUCUCUACGGCACCCUUUGGGUCUUUGCCGUUGUCGAGCUUGCUUUGACGGCUGUCCGUCUGCAUUACACGCUCACAUUCGCACCUGGUGAUCCCCUCAAUGGUGGCCGCCACUUCUACGAUCCGGUCAAUGUCGAGCUUCUGGUGACGUCCUGCCUGGCCAUUCUUUGGGCACCCCACGCUAUCCAUGCCAUCUCGAGGCGCCGCGACCGCGGCUUCGUCACCAGCUUCACGUUCGAGAACAUCGCACUCUUCAUCCUAUGGGUCAUGAUGCUUGUCGGCGCCGCGUACGCCACGCACCUUUGGGGCGGCGUAUCGUACUGCUGGAAGGGCUACUGGCAGUGCCGUGAGCUCUCGGCAAUGCUCGCGUUCGCGUGGAUGUCGUGGAUCAUCAUGACCUUCCUUUGGAUCCUUGCCAUCUUCAUCCCGACGCGCAACUCGGCUUGGGACAACCAGCCCAUGCACGGCUACUACCUCGGCCCUCGAGAGAGCCUCGCACCCGAGACCGCUCAGUAUCGCGCGUAA